AUGUCAAUCUAUCACUCUCUUUGCUUUCUGCUCCUUCUCUCUCUCUGCCAUGGCUCUCCCAGCCUCCGACCACGUAGAAUUCCUCAUCUAGACGGGCUUCUUCCAAAUGGAAACUUUGAGCAAACCCCUCUCAAAUCAAACAUGAAGGGUCGACAAAUAAUCGGCGCUAACUCUCUCCCUCACUGGCAAAUCGCCGGCCACGUGGAGCUAGUCUCCGGUGGACCUCAGCCGGGAGGAUUCUAUUUUCCAGUCCCACGUGGAGUCCACGCGGUUAGAUUAGGAAGCUUAGGUACCAUCUCUCAGGACUUGAAAGUGAAGCGUGGCUUAGUCUACUCUCUGACGUUCGGAGCCACUAGAACUUGCGCUCAGGACGAGAAUAUCAAAGUCUCUGUGCCUGGUCAAGCCAAUGAGCUUCCCAUCCAGACCGUAUUUAGCUCAGAUGGUGGAGACACUUACGCUUGGGCUUUCAAGGCAAUGUCCGAUGUGGUUAAGGUCACUUUCCAUAACCCUGGUGUUCAAGAAGACCGCACCUGUGGACCUCUCUUAGAUGUUGUCGCUAUCAAGGAGAUUCUUCCUCUCCGGUAUACCAGAGGUAACUUGGUGAAAAAUGGAGGUUUCGAGGUUGGUCCACACGUUUUCGCUAAUUUCUCAACCGGAAUCUUGAUUCCCGCAAGGAUCCAAGAUUUUAUCUCCCCGCUUCCGGGAUGGAUCGUUGAAUCCCUCAAACCGGUGAAAUACAUCGAUAGGCGUCAUUUUAAAGUUCCUUACGGACAAGCAGCCGUUGAGCUCGUUGCUGGUAGAGAAAGUGCAAUCGCACAGAUCAUCCGUACCAUCGCUGGUAAAGCAUACAUGCUCUCAUACGCGGUAGGCGAUGCACAAAACGGCUGCCACGGGUCGAUGAUGGUGGAAGCGUUCGCGGGAAAAGAGCCAUUUAAACUUUCUUUUAUGUCAGAAGGUAAGGGAGCGUUCAAAACGGGGCAUUUCAGGUUUGUGGCCGAUUCGAAUCGAACGAGGCUAACCUUUUAUAGUGCGUUUUAUCAUACAAAGCUUCAUGAUUUCGGCCAUCUUUGUGGGCCUGUUCUUGAUAGUGUUGUUGUUCUCCCGGCCCAUUAACAAUUUGUGGAUUCUUAUGAGACUGAAUAUUUUCUUUAUUACAAUAAGAAGAAGAGAAACACGACA
This is a messenger RNA of Capsella rubella, 1179 nucleotides long. RefSeq lists its product as uncharacterized. The transcript is spliced from 3 exons. The coding region runs from base 1 to 1113 and encodes 370 amino acids. NCBI's taxonomy places the organism in Eukaryota, Viridiplantae, Streptophyta, Magnoliopsida, Brassicales, Brassicaceae. The record is from RefSeq and is a predicted model, not a curated record.